Molecule: messenger RNA, 285 nt
Organism: Echinostoma caproni
Lineage: Eukaryota; Metazoa; Platyhelminthes; Trematoda; Plagiorchiida; Echinostomatidae
Source: the annotation of a GenBank genome assembly
AUGUCUGACUCCCAUCAAUUACGCCUUCGUCACUUAGUACCUGAAUGUUCCAAGGCAAAAGGUGGUAUCCAAAUGGCUCAUGUGAGUCUCAAAGUGACCGGUUCUCCGGUGUUUAUGAAACGUCGGAUUAUUCCACUUGGACUUCGUGAGCCCGUAAACAAGGCGUUAAAUGAAAUGGUAAGCAAGGGAGUUCUGACACCCGUAAAUUCUUCGGCUUGGGCCACACCAGCUGUUACUCCACUAAAACGUGACGGGAAGACUCCUAUGAUAUGUGGGGAUUAUUGA